AUGAAGCCCCCAGACCGCCCCGCCCCUGGCCGCACUGACCGGAUACUGGGGGUCAUGGGGGGCAUGCUGCGCGCAUGCGCCGUACCGGGGCAGGAGGGGCCCCGCGAGAGAAGCCCGCACGGGCCGAGCUGCAUCGGGUCAGAGGAUAAUUGUGGAGAGGGGGAUCCGAGAGGGGAGCGCGAAGGUGAGGUCCUUGCUGGCUGGGCUCCCCAUCCACAAUCUUACUCCAUUGCCGGCAGUGAGGGGAGUAUAUCAGCUUCUGCUGCCUCGGGUCUGCCUGGGCCUUCGGGCGCCAGCUCAGGCCUGAGCUCUGGACCCUGCUCCCCGGGUCCUCCAGCACCAGUCAGUGGCCUGAGGAGAUGGUUGGAUCAUUCCAAACACUGUAUUAAUGUGGACCCAGAGGCAGAUGGGAGUCAGGUGGGACCAUGCAAGAACUGGAUGCCUGAGCCAACUCGAGCCACAGAAGAGCUGCCAGAAUUAACCUUACUGACCACCUUACUAGAAGGUCCUGGAGAUCAGACACAGACUCCCCCAGAAGAGGAGGCUCUAUCUCAAGUACCUGAGAGUGAGGAAGAACAGAAGAAGGCGGCCCUGGAAAGGAGCAUGUACGUCCUGAGUGAACUGGUAGAAACAGAGAAAAUGUACGUGGAGGACUUGGGGCAUGUUGUGGAGGGCUACAUGGCCACCAUGGCAACUCAGGGGGUGCCUGAGAAUCUUCGUGGCCGGGACAGGAUUGUGUUCGGGAACAUCCAGCAGAUUUACGAGUGGCACCGAGACUAUUUCCUGCAGGAGCUACAGCGGUGCUUAAAGGAUCCUGAUUGGCUGGCUCAGCUAUUCAUCAAACACGAACGUCGGCUGCAUAUGUACGUGGUGUAUUGUCAGAACAAGCCCAAGUCAGAGCAUGUGGUGUCAGAGUUUGGGGACAGCUACUUUGAGGAGCUCCGACAGCAGUUGGGGCAUCGGCUGCAGCUCAACGACCUCCUCAUCAAACCCGUGCAGCGGAUCAUGAAAUAUCAGCUGCUGCUCAAGGAUUUUCUCAAGUAUUACAGCAGGGCUGGGAUGGCUACUGAAGAGCUAGAGCAAGCUGUGGAGGUCAUGUGCUUCGUGCCCAAGCGCUGCAAUGACAUGAUGACCUUGGGCAGGCUGCGGGGCUUCGAGGGCAAGCUGACCGCUCAGGGCAAGCUCUUGGGUCAGGAUACAUUCUGGGUCACAGAACCUGAGGCUGGAGGGCUACUCUCCGCCCGGGGUCGUGAGAGGCGCGUCUUCCUCUUCGAGCAAAUUGUCAUCUUCAGCGAGGCCCUGGGAGGAGGUGGGCGAGGAGGAACACAACCAGGAUACGUUUAUAAGAACAGCAUUAAGGUGAGCUGCCUGGGCCUGGAGGGGAACCUCCAAGGUGACCCUUGCCGCUUCGCGUUGACCUCCAGAGGGCCCGAGGGCGGAAUCCAGCGUUAUGUGCUACAGACGGCAGAGCCUGCGGUCAGUCAGGCCUGGAUCAAGCAAGUGGCACAAAUCCUGGAAAGCCAGCGGGACUUUCUUAAUGCAUUGCAGUCACCCAUCGAGUACCAGAGACGGGAGAGCCAGACCAAUAGCCUGGGGCGGCCAGGAGGCCCUGGCAUGGGGAGCCCCGGGAGAGGUCGGCCUGGUGAGCAGGCCCAGGUUGGCCCACGUGCGCCCAUCAACGGCUCUCUCCCUUCCCUGCUGCUGCCCAAGGGUGAGGCAGCCAGAGCCCCCCUGACCCUAGAAACACAGGAACUCCAGGACGUCCCCAGGGCUCCUCCGGACCCUCCCCCCGGCCCUCCAGUUCCUCCUACCCCUCCUGGCCUGGCCAGACUUGCCAAGCUGGAUGAAGAUGAGCUGUAA
Molecule: messenger RNA, 1860 nt
Organism: Ochotona curzoniae (black-lipped pika)
Lineage: Eukaryota; Metazoa; Chordata; Mammalia; Lagomorpha; Ochotonidae
Gene: ARHGEF25
Product: Rho guanine nucleotide exchange factor 25
Exons: 17
Coding region: 1-1860 (619 amino acids)
Biological process (GO): axon guidance
Cellular component (GO): plasma membrane; cytoplasm
Molecular function (GO): guanyl-nucleotide exchange factor activity
Source: RefSeq, a predicted model, not a curated record